Scatophagus argus is the source of this 5972-nucleotide messenger RNA. RefSeq names its product synaptotagmin-like 2b (gene sytl2b). Bases 511 to 5475 code for a protein of 1654 amino acids. The transcript is spliced from 21 exons. The record is from RefSeq and is a predicted model, not a curated record. Gene Ontology annotation, molecular function: small GTPase binding; neurexin family protein binding. Lineage: Eukaryota; Metazoa; Chordata; Actinopteri; Scatophagidae. Gene Ontology annotation, biological process: exocytosis; intracellular protein transport. Gene Ontology annotation, cellular component: plasma membrane; exocytic vesicle.
UAUAGGGGAAUCAGGUGUGAAAACGCUGGAGGUGUAUUGAUAUUUGUAGCCUAUUGAUAACGUGUAUUUGCUGUUUGAAAUACCUAAUGUCUGCCUGCCUGUGGGGACGUCCACACCCUUUUGUCAACAAAGCAGGCUGACACCAACCUGUGGACACCGAGGCCACCUGCUGGACGCUGCGUGUCAUUACAGCACACAUAAGAAACGGUUUGUCUCUGUUGCUGUUGUAUGUCAGGUCCUCCCAAUCCGCACGCAGGGACACAGUCCGCCCUCCUCAGCUCCUGUCCGUGGGGUCCUGCUCAUCCAGCAGAAGCAGGAGCAGAUCUCUGGAGGAGGUGGAAACUUGUAAACACUCUUUUUCUCUUCUUAUUUUAACCGACACAUCGGGAUGGGAGUUACAGGAGCGCUUUGUGACGAGCCUGCGGGUGUCCUGUAAGCGACACAUCCAACCGGUUACGGUUCGCUGCUGCCGAGCGUUUCAACGCCUGCUGGCUGAGAGAAGCGGGAGCCAUGAUUGACCUGAGCCACCUGACGGAGGAGGAGCAGGGGAUGAUAAUGACGGUGCUGAGGAGGGACGCCGAGCUGAAGAAGGCCGAGGAGGAGAGAAUCAGCAAACUGGAGAAGAUACUGAACAGUGGCUCAAAGUUGGACAUCAAGUGGAAGUACUUGACUGGAGAGUGGUUUUACGAGGCCAAGUCUCGCAGGCACAUGGACAAGAUCCACGGCUCGGAAAUCAUCCUGGCCUCCAUGAAACAGAAGAAGGCUGGUUUAGACGGAUCUCUCAGAAUUGAAAGAUCCAAGAUGCCCAGCUGUCCAGGUUCAGAAAUCCCCUCUCCACCAAAACCUGCCAGAUGUUUGGAGGCACUACAGCCACAGAUGAUCAAUGAUGCAGAAAAAGAGAAUCUGAGUUCAGCGGUUCGCUCUCCAAGAACGCCAAGGCACAACCCUUUCAACCGAGCUUCUCUUGUUAUUGUUGAUCCAUCUGAAAAUCAUAAUGACGUAUCAACCAUUCAGGAACAGGAGUCAUCUGAGAAAGAGCUCAUAUCUCCACUGAAGAGCUACCCAUCACGAGAGGCCAGUCAGACUUCAGGGGGUUCAGUCACAUCUGAGGCCUCCUCUGCAGGCUUCAGGCCAGUGCCAAAGAAAAGGACAUUUCUUUCAAGAUGUACCUCCAGUAAUUCAGAAAGCAAUAGCGUGGCACUAGAUACUCAGGUAGGAUUGGCAGGGGUUGUUCCUGCCCCAAGACGAAGCCUCCAACGAGGGUCCAGUGGGAGCUCUAAUCAGUCCUACCUGAAGGACCAAGAUGAAUUGCCUCAGAAAAGUGGAGUUUCUUCUCGAGUAUCUCUAAUCAAGUCUGCUCAGUCAUCCACAUCUAUUGAUGAAAACUUCCAGCAGAAACUUCCACUUUCAUCUAACUCCAGUUUGGAGAGAGAAAGAGACCCAUCUUCUCUAGCGAGAGACAGACCAGCCACAUCCACCAGGAGUGAUGCGUCCACUGACAGAGAAAUACCACAGAAGAGCGAUGAACGAAAUGUUGAGAAGCAAAGAGAACGUGCAGCGCUGAACACUGUCAUCCUGCACACCGGCAGCACUGAGGAUCCAGACAGAGAAAACUGUGUGGGAUCAGCAAUGAGGCAGGAACAGCUGAGUUUGCCUCAAAGUAUUGUGGAUCCAGAUCCUCCAGUAUCUUAUCAUCUCAAUUUCAUUGAUCAGUCUGAUCAGCUUACAAAGAAAUCAAAUCAGAAACAAGUGUUUAAGCUAUCCACCCAGACCAUCAGUCCCACUGGUGACGAGGAUUCCAUAGCGAAGGUGCUGGACUGGUUCAGUCGCAGCACAGACAGCAGUGAUUGGCUGAAUACAGAAGAUGGUCCAGAGGCCCCAGAGACUUCUGAUGAGCAUGUUGAAAUCAGCAAAUUCGAAAGUGAAGAUUUGUUAAGAAAAGAUUCUGGGGAUAUAACAACUGAUCGAAAGAAGGAAACUCUUGAAAUGAAGAGAAGUCACUCACAAAAACAGACCGCAGCUAAAGAGUUAAGAGCAACAGGCAACAAGGAAGUGACUGAAACACAAGAGGUGACAAAGGAUAGAAGAGAAAGAAUGCGCUCACAGGAAUUUGUCAACGAUGAAAUCCAACCACCACAAAUCUCACAUCUGAAGUCAUUCUGGGAGAAAAGCAAUAUGGGCCCUAAAAUACUUAUCAGCAAGUCAAUCACGGCCAGCGAUAAAGGACAAAAACCUGCUCACCUCCCAGUGGAGAAAGAUGAGGAGACAGUGAACAAACCCCUUGGAGUGUCCGAUAUGCCCUCUGUGUCUGGACUAUACAAUGGGAAGGAGAGUUACGGGGACGAAAGAGAACAACAACUGGUGAUCAGUCCACAGAAAGAUGCUCGAGACAGUGUUCAUUUAAACAGUGAUCAGGAUGCAUACUGUGUGGUGACAAAUGCUUCAACUCAAAGAAACUCUGAUUAUUUAAAGUCAGCAGCCAGUCCCCAAGUAGCUGACAGAAGAGGUUCAGACACAGAGAUUUUAAAUGUAGUGAAACUUAGUCCACAGCCAAGAACAACCAUCCAGUCCAGACUGAGUCCAGAGUCAGAGAUCGUCUCAUUAGCCAAACCACAUCCACAACCUGGUGGUAUUUCCCAAUCCAGAGAAAUCCCACUGCAAGAACUGUCCAAGACUAUUGUUGUAUCUCAACUGGAUGAAGGUUCCCAACCCUGGGACAGUCCAGACUCUGAGAAGCUCUCUUUGUCCAGGAACAGCCAAUAUGUUGACAUUAAGCAAGGCGGGAACAAUAUAGAGAUCACCCCCAAAACACAAAUACACAGAGGUCCCGGUGAAGAUAUAAAUUGGAAGGACAGUGAGGAUAAAAGCAUGCAAUCCAGCAUGUCUUCUAAACAAAAAGAAGAUAUUUUUAAUAAAGAAAGAACAAACAGACAAGGUUUGUCACAUCAAGAAAGUACUGCAGAGAGGAUAAAGCAGCUCAGAUCUUUCUGGGAACAGGAGAGCAAGGCCAUGUUUUACACCGGCAAACCCAAAGCUCUUGGGGAUGGCAGAGUCGUCCGUGGUGCAAAUCAAGCUAGGUUAAAUAAAAGAUUUACAAAGUCAGAGUACGACCUGAGGUCAAUUGGAAAUUAUUCAGGCAGCGAUGAGGAAGACUGUGAUAAAUAUCAACAUAAUUUUAGGCAGGAAAAGUCAUCCCCUCUCCUGGGCACGAAUCGGAGUCAAUUCAACAGUCUACGUGAGUUCUGGGGCGAAGCCACAUCUGAUACCAAGGGAUCAUUUGACAAACCCAAAAGCCCCAAAAGAAAGGAGCCAUUAAGUGACCAGCUUCCAUCUCAGGAAAUAAAAUGUGUUGACCCUGAGGUUUACCGUGACAAAACCAGACCAGCUACCAUGAAAUCAUCUCCACCUUCUCAGAUUCGAUCAAAGUCGCCCCAUGAUAGACAGUCUGGGUCCAGAGCGGCGAAUGACGGCAGAAACAACCUGUCUAAUUAUGUUAUAUCUGAGCAGCAGAGAGAGUCCAAAAGGAGCUCAAAAGACUCGAACAGAGAGGAGAAGCCCACAAAACCACAAGGUAGUUCAGGAAAAGAGACUCGUCCUCCAAAGAGCAGAAAAGAUAGCUUUGGCAAUUCAAGCCGUCGUGGAAAUUCAAUGCGUCGUGCUGCUAGCAUGUUCGCUCUAAGCAUUCCUGAUGAAAACGAUCAAAGCCUGCUAAAAAUGGAUGUAAGUCCUGUCCACUCGCAGUGCAGGAAGCAGAGGCAGAAUACAGAAAAAGGCAUCGCACCAAAAAGAUCAUCAGAGGAAACUGAGACUUUGACUCCACGAGCACGGGCAUGUGUUCCCAGAGACUACCGCCAUUACCUGGGAAUGACGGAUAAGACCAGCAUCGACACAUCCCUUGCCCCAGCUCCUGACGACGAGGGAUCAGAGGGCAAGUCUGGCUAUGAAUUUGACCUGAGUGGGCCAGUAAGAGCCAGCACUCCGGUGGGUUCAGAGGAGCGUCACAACAGGAAGGGCAGCAAGACCGGUCAACGCCCCCUGUGGGCUAACUACAGCAGUUCAGACACAGGUCAUGAGUCGUCUGUGAGCAGCACAUCGGAAACCUGGUCCAACUCGAGGAACAGUUCAAACCGUGAGAGUGUUGAUGAUAACCCUGUCAGGAAAGCAUUGAGGCGAGCAGAAACAAGGCCGAAAAAUCUGGCUAAAAGCAUGGAGGACAUCACUGCGUCCUUACCACGACAAGAAAGAAGGCAAGAGCAAACUGCUGACAUGAGACGCAUCGGCGAUGUUUCAUCCAUCCCGUCACCCUCCUCAUCCUUAUUUUCGGAUCCAGACCACCUGAAGAAGAUGAGCAAAUCGGUUCCUUUGUUCUCACAGAAGGAGGACAUCGCUAGAGACAGAGACUCCAACUGCGAGUACAGAGACUACAGAGGAAGACUAAUGAUGGGCAGCUCUUUCACUAACCUCACCAGCUCCUCUGGGACGGAGUCUGUGUCUUCUCUGAGUGGAAGUGUGAUGACCAUGUACAGCGGGGACUUUGGGUACGUUGAGGUUCAGGGAAACAUCCAGUUCUCCAUCAACUACAUUCAGAGGCUGAGAGAGUUUCACAUCUUUGUGGCUGAGUGUCGAGACUUGGCUGCAGUCGACCCAAAGAGGGGUCGCUCAGAUCCGUAUGUCAAAAGCUACCUGGUUCCUGACAAAGCUAACCUGGGAAAGAGGAAAACUUCUGUAAAAAAGAAGACGCUAAACCCAACUUUCAACGAGAUCCUGAGAUAUCGUGUUCGCAUGGAGUACCUCAGAACCCAGACGCUCAUUCUCUCCGUUUGGCAUCAUGACACUUUUGGCAGGAACAGUUUCCUGGGCGAGGUAGACGUGGACCUUUCCAAGUGGGACUUCGACCACGCCCAGAUGAACUACUUAGCCCUGAAAGCAAGGACUAUGCCCACUUUGACGCCAUCAAAUGUUCGAGGAGAGAUGAGAUUAGCCAUGCGGUUCCUGCCACAGGUUGUCCACAGUGAAGGAUUAGCUAAGGAGGGUCCAAACACCGGAGAAGUUCACAUUUGGGUGAAAGAAUGCAAGAACCUGCCUCUCAUCAGGGCCACCAUUGACCCAUAUGUUAAGUGCUUCGUGCUUCCAGACACGAGCAGGAAGAGUCGGCAGAAGACACGUGUGCUGCGGGGGACAGUAGACCCGGUGUUCAACCACACGAUGGUGUAUGAUGGCAUCAGAGAGCCUGAUCUAUCAGAAGCCUGUGUGGAGCUCACUGUCUGGGACCGAGACAGGCUAGCCAGCAACCUGCUGGGGGGCCUGAGGCUUGGACUAGGAACAGGCACAAGUUAUGGAGCAAUGGUGGACUGGAUGGACUCAACUCCCUAUGAGGUGGCCCUCUGGGAGCGCAUGAAGGCCACUCCAAAUGAAUGGGUGGAGGGUGUACUCCCUUUAAGAAUGCUGAACUCUGCCAAAACUGCUUUCAAAUAAGCAAAAGUAUACCCAGCUGUCAAACUUAAAAAAACAGUAUAUUUUUGAGUAUACACUAAAUCAUCAGUACACAAUAAAUAAACUUUUUUAAAGAUCCAGUGCCUUAAUUUAAUUUCAGUCAGGAAAAGCACAGAAUUUAAAAAUCUACUGAAAAAUAAAGACACUGGAGUGAAACACUGAAAUCGACGAUGUGGCUGACACAGCUGUGAGCUUUUAAUCUGGAAGGCAAUAGACGAAGAAAUUUAAGACACCUGCUGCUAAAUGAGGCAUGCAGGUUCAUGUAAAGCAUACAGUGAUGACAGCACAAUAAAUCCCUGAUAAAAACAUUGUAAAACAGUAUGCUGUUAUGCCCGGCCUGGGAGAAACUUAAGCUUGGCUUAAAAUGGACUCACCUUUUUCCCAACUCCCAAGGACUGAGCAGUGCCAUAGCAGAAUGCAGUCAAAUACAAAGUAAAUUUAUUUUAUUAAAGACUUACGACGGCAUCGGGGUGAGCGUG